AUGGAUCCCGCCUCAAUUUUCGGGCUCGUCUCCGGCGGCGUGCAGGUCGUGCAGGCCAUCACCUCCACCGUCCAGAGCCUCAACCAGCUCGUCGGCAAAUUCAGAGAGGCCGAAUCUCAAGAUUCAAUCCCUGAUUCAGGAGUUAACCUGUAUCGGCACGGCGCUGACGAACCUGCGCGAGGCUGCGGCGUUGUCAUGGAUGUCGUCUCGCGAGAUGUGUCCACUCUCGUGCAGAGUACCCGCGAAGACGGUAUGAACAGUUUUUGGGCUAGAAUUCGGGUGGAGUGGAAUGAGGAGACUAUGCGCGGCCACCAGGAGAAGUUGCAUGUGCAGGUUAUGGCCUUGCAGUUGUUGUUUCAGUUUUGUCAGUGCCAUACGACAAGUGAGCAGAUGAGGUUGCUGGGAACGGCGACGACGAGGAGAAUCUUUCAUCGUGAUGCCGAUGAUACGGCGACUAUCUUGUCCACCCGCGGGAGCCGCGGCACGUCGUACGCCGGGAGUAUUUCACAGGGGAGUAGGCAAUCAAUCGGUCAGUCCGACUUUGACAGGGCGAUAGCAGAGUCCUCAGCCUACCACCGAGUGCUGGAGCAUACGAUUCGCGACUUGGAUGCUGCCUCGUUGGACUAA
Penicillium argentinense is the source of this 627-nucleotide messenger RNA. RefSeq lists its product as uncharacterized. The record is from RefSeq and is a predicted model, not a curated record. NCBI's taxonomy places the organism in Eukaryota, Fungi, Ascomycota, Eurotiomycetes, Eurotiales, Aspergillaceae. The transcript is spliced from 3 exons. Bases 1 to 627 code for a protein of 208 amino acids.